AGAUAAAGCGAGCGAGCGCCAACUGCGCGCGAGCGCUGAGCAUGUUAUGCAUAUAGCUAGCGCAUAGCGCAUGCAUGCAGCUAGCAUAUGCAUAGACAAUUACAAAUAAAUGCGGUAAUUGCAUGCUGCUACCAUAGACGGUUACAGUGCUCUAUGUAAUAACGGUAUGGUAACGUUUUGCCCGCCAAGCCUUCCGGGCGGAAUCUAGCUAAGUACAGGAUUGUGGAUCAUCACGACUUUCGCAAACAAUCUUCGUGAACAAUAUAGGCCUAGAUCUACAGACUUUUAUAAGCGAUGUCUUUAAAAUACAAAAAGGGAAAUGUGCUCAGUUGCACCUUGAAAAAGCCUGUUGAUUUAUAUGCCAAGACUUCGGACGGUAAAGACAAACUAGGCCCAAGUUUUUGUGCUUGUGGUGUGUCUGUUGUGGAUAUAACCUUUCCCAACUUUGAAUUUGUCGAUAUUGGAGAUAUCACAUUCAAGAAUAACUACACUGGGUUCAUGUCAAUGAAACUAAGGCGGAAUAAAGAUGAUAACCAAGGUGGGUGUAAAUGGUUAACAUGUAUCAAACCAACCCAGCUGAUGCCUGAUGUACAUUGUGAUAUCUCUUCUCAGGAUUACUUCACAUUUACAAGAGAUCAGAUGCUGGUUUCACCUGACAAGGUUACUGCACUUCGUCUGAUCCUGCAGCAGCCGUCUUCGGUCUGGGCCAUCUUCGGGGUCGACAAUGUGGUAAUCACAGAAUAUAAUGAAGAGAGAGUGACUGUUCCUCCAAUGGUAGAAUGGUUGGAAAAGCAUCAGUAUAAAUUGGCUCAGUCACCUCGACCUGGCUCAAAGAGUUUAUUGCCCGUUGAUGAGAUUGCAGCAGGAGUACAGAGGCUUUGGGCUCUGACAGCUAAGGUACAGGAGCAGCAGACAGAGAGUGCCCUAGGAAGAUUUGAUGUUGAUGGUAGCUAUGAAGUCAAUCUCUUGUCCUAUACCUGAAGCACCCUUCUCAGUAUGACAAUGAUGAUCAAGGGAGAGAUUACUAGAGCCAAGAUGAUGAACAGAAGCAUGGGUGUAAAGACCACUCAGCAUAAUGAGGUAUAUCUUGAAAACCUUGAAGGUGAUUAUCAGAUGUAGCCUGCAGAAGAUUUCAGUUUGUUCGGUCAGGCAAUAGAAGUUUCUGUUUGGUACUUAGUGCAAUGAAGGCAGUGCACCUUGCACUAAUCUGAUGUAGAGAAUUGUACACUUAUGUGACCAGAUAGUCAUGGCUCAAGGCUGAUUCAUAAAGCUGUUAAAUAAGAUGCCUCAUUUUUAGUGUAGUAUUUUAAGAUAACAGGAGGAGCCUUCUAUUAUUAUGUAUUAAAAUCAAAUCUUGAAAAAUAACAAAUUUCACAUUUAAAUACUUGUUAUUAUAAUGAUCAUCCUUAUAUAAAAGAAUUUGAAUUCAUCUUGGCCUGAUAGGAAUUCAAAUGAUUUGCAGUCAACCUGAUUUAUCACCCAACUUUCAUAAAGUUGAACUUUAUAAUACCCCACCCUAGCUAGUAUUCUAUGCUAUACAUUCUAUUCAAUGUGUCACAAAAAUGAACUUUAUUUCGUGGCUGUAAUAAGAUAUUUUCUGUAUUAUGGUUACACUUUUUGAGAUUAUUUUUCUUCGGUUACUCAGAAAUAUUAUGCAGUGCUUUCAGUAACAUUUAGUUUUUGAAAUCAAAUUGAUUUCUUAAUGAUUUUGAUUAAGAAUUUUGGCUUGAUUUUUGUUAGUGAAAGUAAAAUGCAGAAUAUAGAGAUAAAGGCAAUUUAAGUAAUAUCUUUUAAGUAAUAUGAAUUUUACUCUACCGGUAUUUAUUGAGAUAUAAAUAUUUUUAGCCCGGACCAUCCCUUUAAGUCAUUGAAGCUUAACUGUAAGUUGAAUCAUAGUUUGACUUAUCCACCUUUAAUCCUUCUUCACCUGUGUUAUUUCAAUGGGUUGCAUGAUCAUUUUAUUUUUUUAGAAUUCAAUUCAGAAGAUUGAGUUAUAUUUUUUUCAAUCCUGUCUUUCUUGAUAAAAGGGGCAUUAUCAUGAAAUUGGGGACGACCAUUCAUUUGUAAAUCAGGGCUUUUUGUUCAGUCACAUGCACCGGUUCCCCAUUUCCAACUCCAUUCACUUUGCACUCAUGUCAGCAUACAAUCAGCGUGUGGUGCCCCAAAACCACAAUUUGGCCUUGAAGGGAAAGAAGAAAUUAAGAAGAAAGGAAUUUGAUGUACCAAAUUAAAAUUGCAAUACAUUGUCAUUAAUAUCAUUGGUCUAGUGUUUCUAUAUUUACUAGGAAUGUAAGUCAUUGCAUAAUGUCCUCUGAUUUUACUCAGUUGCAACAGAUGUUUGUAUUCACUUUUUACUCAACUUCCUAAUCUCUCUCUCUUAAAUCUCUUAACCCUAAAAAGAC
This is a messenger RNA of Lytechinus pictus (painted urchin), 2402 nucleotides long. RefSeq names its product nicolin-1-like. The coding region runs from base 295 to 981 and encodes 228 amino acids. Gene Ontology annotation, cellular component: nucleoplasm. Lineage: Eukaryota; Metazoa; Echinodermata; Echinoidea; Temnopleuroida; Toxopneustidae. The record is from RefSeq and is a predicted model, not a curated record. The transcript is spliced from 7 exons.